Molecule: messenger RNA, 4119 nt
Organism: Aspergillus campestris IBT 28561
Lineage: Eukaryota; Fungi; Ascomycota; Eurotiomycetes; Eurotiales; Aspergillaceae
Exons: 2
Coding region: 311-3649 (1112 amino acids)
Source: RefSeq, a predicted model, not a curated record
GUUGGUUUCGUGGCUACUGGGGAACUUCCCCUUGCACCCGUCGUGUGAGUCUCAAUGGUUCCGGAUGCGCCUGGCGUCCUCCCGACCUGACCCAUACUAUCGACUCGUCCGAUCUGACCUGCCCCCGUUUCAGUAUAUGUGUCAAUCGCCUCCCUGUCCCUCUCGCCAGUGUCCUCCGACCCCCCAGCAAGGGCCUCUCCGACCCAAAUAGUCUGUCUCCCCGACGACAAUCGGUCCGUCGCCCGCUCCUGCGUGACGCCACGCCUCGUCCACCCGGGCCCCUGCCCUGCCUCCCAUCCACCACCACACCAUGAAUCGAUUUCGCAAGUCGCGAAAGGAGAAGGCCAAGGAGGAGGUGCCGGCGACACCGGCCGAGGCCGUACCCGCCACCUGGACGCCCAAAGUCUCCAAAAAGCCCAAGAAGCCCGACCCGGAACCGCCCAUGCCGCCGCUCGAUUUCUCCACGGCCCUGCCCUCCAACGACGAUUUCCGCACCAGUCUACUCAUGCCCAAGCUCUCCGCCCGAUUCAGCAUGCUGCGCGAGCAGGACGACCCGGGAUCCAUGAUCGGCAAGGCCAGCGACGACAGUGUCCUCUUCCCCAAGCGCGCGUCGCGCCUCAACCUCUUCGGCCACAACCCCAAUCUGCUGGCAGAUAUCGACGAAGUCUCCAACGAUGGCAGCCGUCCCUCCUUUUCCGUCAGUCGCGCCGCCUCCGUCAUAUCCGGCGUCGACGGCGAGGGAACCGACGACGAUCGCUCCCAGAAGGAGAGCAUCAUGAGUCGCGCCCGCCGCGUCGAAGGGAACAACCUAUUCGGCGGCCGCCAGAAGGUCUACAAGAUCCCGACCAAGGUGCCCCCCGCCGACACCGCCGCCGAAGGUCCCUCCGCCAUGGGCGGCCGGGCCGUCUACGACCACGACGUCGGCCUCUCGGCCUUUCAGCGCCAGCGCCUGAGGGACAAGGAGGACCGCGCCGCCGACGACGCCCAGCACGAGGCCCAGAGCCCCGUCGCGGAGAGCACUGGCUCGCGCAUGUCGUCCGCCAACCGCACCACCUACUCGUCGACCGCCUCCGGUCCGACCGCGAACGGCCGUACCUCCACCGCGGCCACCUCCAUCGACGAAGAAGCGCCCUUCGCGGGUCCGCCGCUCGGUGACCCUCCCGCGCCCCCUAAGUCAUCUCAGCCCGGGUGGGGUCCCGAGCGGGGCUCCGUCAAGUCGCGACGGCUCUACGGCCCCGGCCUGACCCAACAGCAACAGAAUUCCGCCCUGAGCCGCCUCGAGAGCCUUAGUCGCCAACGCGCCGGCACUCCCGAGUUGCCCCCCCUCAAGCGGACCUAUUCCCGGAGCGCCACCAACCUGCGCGACCGCCUGCAGCGUCUGGGCGUCGCGGAUCAGACCGUCCAGGCCUCCCGCCGCGCGAGUCCCCCGGCGUUUCCGGCGUCAGCCGCCUCCAAGGAACCCGGGCCCGCCCCGCGGACGGACGCGCCAUCCCCCGCGGGGCUCCGUCCCGCCGCGCCGCCGCGGAGUCCGGCCCCGAGCGACCCGGACGACGCGUCCUCGCUGACAUCUGCCGUGAAUCCCGAGGAUCGUGGGAAAGCCACCGCCAUGGGCAUGUUUAAUAAACCGCCCACCGAGUUCGACGAGAACCAGUUCACGCGGCGCCAGCUGCAGAUGCACCAGGGUCGGAGCACGCCGCCCGCGCGACGCCCCCGUCGAUCCCGCUCCGGGUCGCUCGCCUCAUCACACUAUAGCGACGUCUGGCGACCCGGCAGCCGCUCGGCGGCCACGAGCGGUCGGGCCUCCCCGGCGCACUACGCCCAGGGCACGUUCCUGGCCAACUUCAGCCCGAGUGAGUCGGAGGAUGAGGAUGCGGUCCACUCUCACGCGCGCGGCGUGUCCGACGCCAGCGCCCCGGACGGCCCCCCGGCCGAGGACCCCCACCCGCUCCCCGAGGUCCGCUUUUCGGACCUGGGGGAUUUGAAACCGAUUGCCGAACCGGGUCCGGUCAUGGGCAGUGCCGCGGACGAGCCGUCCGCCCAGCAGGAGCCGGACAAGCCCGACUCCCCCACGUUGGGGCCGUCGGGGUUGGGUCUCAGCGGGUUGGUGCGCACCCAUCUGCGCCGUGGGAGUGACCGGUCGUCCGUCUUCUUUCCACCGUCCGCGGGCGAUCCCCCCAGCCACCCACCCCCUGUGCCCCCGCCCGUCGCCGCCGAUCACUGGGCCCGAAAGUCCUCCAUGGACUCUCGGGACUCGGCCAGUGACCUGGCCUGGGGCGAGGAGAUGAUCGCCCGACACCAGCGCGACGGUAGUACCGCCACGCAGCGGGAGCGCGACGAGUUUGAGCGGGAGCUGGCUGAGCGGCGUCGGCGAGUCCAGGAGAAGCUGAAGGGCAUCGCCGAGGCCGACAGCCGAGCGGGUAGUCCGGUCUCCGGCCGGCAGACGCCGGAUCACGGCCCCGUCCGGCCCGGGAACGCCUUUUCCAUGCUCAAGAACCGCACCACCAAGGGGAAUCUGUUCCACCGGCCGGACUCGAAGGCCGGCGGACGCGUGAUGGGGUCCCACAACACCUCCGCCGCGUCCCUGACCCAGGACGAUUACUGGCACGACGAGGAGGACCGGAGUCCCAUGGACUGGGGAAGACAACAACAGCACUCCCGGUCGAGCUCGCCGCACCCCCCCGCCGACCGGCCGAUCCGGUCGCGCAUGACCGCCUACGGACGGAGCAGCCAGGAGGAUCUCGUCGAGUCGCGGGGCGGCAGCCGCGGCGCGUCGCCCCACUCGAGCUACCGCUCCCACCGGAACCGCUCGGGCUCGGACGCCUCGCGGCGCUCCAAGAGCCGUCCGCCCCGUGACCGGGAUGACUUAGACACCGUGGAAGAGGUCACGAUCGCCCUAGAUGGAUACUUCCCGCCCUAUCAGGGCUCCGUGCCCCCGUCCACGCGCCCGUCCACCGAGCUGGAGCCCCUCGUGUACGAGCGAUCUCCAUCCGCCGCGUCGGGAUGGACCCGCGGCGACAGCCGCUCCGCCACGCCCAGCAACCCCGACCGCGCACCCCCUCAAGCCGGCGCAGCGGUGAUCGGAGCGCCCACGCGCCCACCCCCGCUCGCGCCCUACUCCGCCAACGCCACCCCGCCGCUAUACGAGCUGCCGCCCGAGCCCACGCCAUCCUCCUCCACCUCCGCCUCAUCGACAGCAGGUUCCUCACGAUCCCGAUCCCAGGCCGGUCUCCAAAAGCGAGCGAUCAACAAGAUGCAGAUCUCCGAGCCAACAUUCGUCUCCUCCACAUCCAACGUCCCACUCCGCGGCCUGCCCCCAGGCGCCAGCCUCACCAACGGCGCAGCAGGGACGCCCCCGAUCCCGCCCAUGAACCCGCGGCGCCGCCGGCAAACAACCACGCAGACGCUUCUAGGCGCGCUCAAGGGUGACCGGCACGACUCGCAACACAGCGCCUCGACGGCCAGCUCCCUCGGCGAAGAGCAGAGCAACUUCUCCGACGAGGGCGAGAAGCGGCCCCGGACCCGCCACCGGCUGCGCAAGAUCUCCAGCGAGGGAGGGCAUUUGAACGCUCGCGCCAGACAGCAGGUUAUGGCGGGUGGAUCUGGGGCGCCGCCUCCGCCGAAACUUCCUGCUGAGGGUGGGAUGUUCUAAUCGCCUGUCUCAAAAUACUCCUUAUCAUAUAUAUUCCGCUUUAUAAUGUCUACAUAAGCCACUGGCUCACUCGGCGAACUCAUUCUUUGACAUUUGACUUGCAUAUUUACAUCGAUACCUCUCUUUAUUAAAUUUCAUGUGUCUUUUCCCUUCUUUUUCAUAUUUCUUUUUUCUUUAUAUCUACUGAUCCAUCUGAUACUUCAGAGCAGAUCAUUCUAUGUCCAGGAUUAUCUAUCCUCUUAUGAUUGAUAUACCAACUACAUUAUGUUGAGCGACAGGACUGUCUUUUCUUUCUUUUUCUUUCCCCCCCCCUCAUGUCCCAAAACAUUUUGAACUAUAUCUAUCUUUCGCUGAGCCUUUCUCUCUUCUCUUUCCUUCCAUUGUUCAUUUUUCUUUUUGUCCAUGUACUAAGCAAGCAAGCCUUAUGCUCUGAUUCUUGUUCCUCCAUACUCAUUGAACUGAAAUAGAUG